Lutra lutra (Eurasian river otter) is the source of this 2992-nucleotide messenger RNA. RefSeq names its product C-type lectin domain family 4 member D-like. The record is from RefSeq and is a predicted model, not a curated record. NCBI's taxonomy places the organism in Eukaryota, Metazoa, Chordata, Mammalia, Carnivora, Mustelidae. Bases 1493 to 2125 code for a protein of 210 amino acids. The transcript is spliced from 7 exons.
CAGGUUAAGUUCUGCCUUUUUAAAUUCAGGUUAGACUUCUGCCCUCAUGGUUCAAAACCCACAGAGCACUCCUUGUAGAGAUCAUAUGAAUUAUUUGCUGGAAUAGUUCAUUUCCUUUGCUUCAGAUUAUCUUCAUGGUGUAGGCCACCUCUCACAUCCCAGAACCAUAAGCAGCAUAAAUGAGGGGAAUCAGUGUAUGAGAUGGAACCAAAGUCAAGGCCAUAGACUUUGGAAGUCAGGAGGAUCUUGGAGUUCUCAUUCAGUGAUUUUCACAGAAGGUGAAUCAAAAUGACAUAUGUGUUUGCCUUUUUUUUUUUUUUUUUAAUAAAGUAACAUGCUUCUCCCUCCAGAGGUUCUGCUGCAGCUCCUCCAUUUGCUUUCCUAGAGUAGGGCCUGGAUGGCUCUCCUAACCAUGGCCUUUCUUAUCAUUACUGAGAUGGUGAGGCACUGUCAUUGAUAGAAGUGUAUCCUAAACCUCGAGUUUUUAUUUGGGGAAAAAUGUGGACAAUCAGUUCUGUUUUGUUUUGUUUUGUUUUGUUUUAGCUCAAUCCCUUCAGUUAUACAUUUGUAUCUACCUUCACAGUUGUGUGAACUUUUAUUACUCCACUUCCUCCAUUCUGAUGACCUUCUAGGCUGUUGGCUUGCCUCUAGCUUUCUUUUCCUCCAGCUCCAGUUCAGCUUACCUGUUACCACCAGAAUCAUCUUCCUCCCUGAGCCUUGCUGAUGCCCUUUCUUCCCCAGCUCAUUGUCUUUAAUGAUUUUCCUUUGUGUAUGGAAUAAAGUCCAUAGUACCAUUUCAUCCUCAACUCUGUUUUCCCUUCCACCCCCAGUAUGCUCCUGGAACUAGGGGACUGGUCAUUCUUCAGAUGCCAUUAGCACCAUGAGCACUGAACACUUGCUAAAAUUCCCUCUGCCUAGAAUACCUUCCUGUCUGUUGAAAUCCUUUGCAUUUCAUAAAGCUCAUGUAAAUGCUACUUCAUGAAAUGUCACCUAUCCUCCCAGUCUGAAAAAUGAUCUCCCUUGCUUUGUUUGGGUUGCUGUUUAAAUUCUUACUGGUUUGUAAACUCUUUGAAUACAAUGACCAUGUCUUCAUUUUUAUAUGCUUUACCAUACUUCCCGUAUACCUUUUUAUGUAGUCGAUACUCAUUAAAUACUUGUUGAAUUAACAGUGAUUUCAGUGAAGAAGGACUAGAAAUCAGAAAAUUGGGUGUUUUACUUCUUUUAUUUAUUCUCAGGGUUGUUCCUUGCUACAUAAGUAUUCCUUACCGCUUUGUCAUAGUUGGAGAAAAUCUCAUUUGUGUGCUCCAGAGUCCGCCAGUAUUAGGAAUUGGAAAACAGUGAUGAAGAAAAAUUUUACUUUGGUACUUUGCCUAUGACCUGAGAGAAGAAAAACAAUACUGUAAAGCACAGCUGUGGAAAUAUACACUUGGGGCAAAAUCAGAAGAGGCUUCUCAUUCUCCCAACCACCGGACAGGAAGAGAAUUAACCCACAAUGGAGCAAGAAGAACCUCAAAAUAAACUCAGAGGCCAGCAUUCCCAGAUGAUCUCUUGGGCCAUUGCUGUUUUUUACAUCUCAGUUCUCAGUGCUUGUUUUAUUGCAAACUGUUUGGUAACUCAUCACAACAUUCUACGCUGCAGGAGAGAAGCAAGAGUGUUCAAGUUACCAGAGUACCACAUGAAGCUGACAUGCACCAGAGAGAAAUCAAAAUUGAAAGGGACCACCUGGAAUUGCUGUCCUUUUGGCUGGAGAGCAUUCCAGUCCAACUGCUAUUUUCCUCUUAAUGACAACAAGACAUGGGUUAAGAGCGAAAGGAACUGCAUGAGGAUGGGGGCUCAUCUGGCCACCAUUAGCACAGAAGCUGAGCUGAACUUUAUUACUCAAUUUUUGGAGAGACGAUUUUCAUAUUUCCUGGGACUUAUAGAUGAGAAUCAUGGAGGCCGAUCCUUGGUGAAUAAGACAGCAUUUAACCCACAUAAUUUAUUAUGGCAUGAGGGUGAACCCAAAAAUCAGGAAGAAAAUUGUAUUGUCCUUGUUAAUGUCCAAGACAAAUGGACAUGGAAUGAUUCUCCUUGUAACUUUGAGACAAAAAGUAUUUGUAAAUUACCUGGAACAGCAUUCAACUAGAAACCUCCAAAGAAGUCCUUGUGAUGGGGACAGAAAAGAAGAACCAAUUAGACUAGGGAAGAAUGUACCUGCACCAUUGGAACAGAGAAAACCUGCUGAGAAAAUAGAAAAAUUUUAGUUAUGAUGGCCUUAUUUAUUUUUGUUCUAUUCAUUCAAGAUACUAUGUUUUUGUGUGGUAUGGUGGCAGGAGUCAUCUUUUCUGUGAGAAUCCAUUUUCAUUAAUGUUGCUUUCUUGAUAGUAUAUCAGAGUAUUUCCUUUUCAGUUGGUGUGCAUUGAUGACAUAUCAACCAGAAUGGCUCAGAUGAUGCCAUCUCUUAGUCAUUGCUUUCCUCUGCUCAGAUUUUUACAAUGUGGGGUAUUCCAACUGGUAGUGGUAUGCCAUUAUUUUGGCCCCAGUUAUGAUAAACUCUUUAAUUUUUUUUUAAGAUUUGUGUAUUUAUUUGAGAGAGAGAGAAAGAAUCUCAAGCAGAUUCCCCACCAAGCACAGAGCCUGAUGUGGGGCCCAACAUGGGGUUCAAUCUCACACCCCUGAGAUCAUGACCUAAGCUGAAAUCAAGAGUCAGUUACUCAACUGACUGAGCCACCCAGGUGCUCCCUAAUCUAUUUCUUGCAGUCUGAUUAUUUUUCAGUACCUUUUUGGUGACCACCACAGACCACCUUUCUUACCUGGAUUAUUGCAAUAGCCUUCUGAAUGGUCCCCCUGUUUCUCCCCUCAGCCCCUUUCAGUCUGUCCCCACCUCUCAUGGCACUUAUUCUUAUUCUCCUAUUCUUCAAAAUUUCUUUAAGACAGCUGAUAGUAAUUUCAUAAAAAUAACUGCAAAAUUUAUUAGGACACUGUGGUAGUCCUAGAAGUUUGAAACACUUAA